Messenger RNA from Lithohypha guttulata, 729 nucleotides. RefSeq lists its product as uncharacterized. The record is from RefSeq and is a predicted model, not a curated record. The coding region runs from base 1 to 729 and encodes 242 amino acids. Lineage: Eukaryota; Fungi; Ascomycota; Eurotiomycetes; Chaetothyriales; Trichomeriaceae. The transcript is spliced from 2 exons.
AUGUCAUAUCAGCUUCUCGAACUAUCACAGUCCGCAGCCGUCGCGCAAACAGACAUUGACUAUUUCGAAGAUCAUCCUCUGCCCAGUAUCUUAGGCGCAAAGCCUUGGUCCAGCAUGAGGGUAAACGAAGGCAGCAACCUCGCCGCAUACACCAAGUACGAGUAUUUCCUCAAGAAACCACCCUCUCUCAUGUCGAACGUGCAAACAUUCCUGAAUGUCGUCCCCGCCAACGCAAACCCCGAGCUCAUGCACAAAGCUUUCGGCGUCUCAGCUCCAUGCAUCACUUCCAUUCACGACGUACUCAGCCAGCUGGAGGAAUUUUCCUACGUCGCAAUCUUCCCCUUCUAUAACCACGUCGACCAGAUUCUCAAAUGUAUCCGAAGAAUGACCGCUCUCAAGAAACUCUUUGUAAAGCUCUGUCCUGAGCCUGAAAGCACUGUGCUCGACGAUGAGAUCAAAGCUGCAGAAGGUCAUUUUGAUAUCAAUGAUCCUUGGAACGAAAUGAGCGUCGCGUAUACCCUCGUCGCUCAUACGGUACGUUAUCUUGGGAUUGAGGGCAAACUCGAGUGUCUCAUAGUAGACGACUUCAAAGUGGAGGCAGUCAGGGAGGCGAUCGUGUCUACAGUCUCGGGUGUCCUGGUUGAUCCUUGGCUUUACGACGAGCACGGUGGUUGGAAUAAGGGGGUUGUUACUGUCACUGCAAAUGGGGACACGUCAGGAACAUUGUGA